AUGGCCUUCCCUCGCCAAUUGUUGCGAUCGUCCUCUCAUUUGAAAACUCGUUUGCCAACAAUAACAGUGGCAGCAGCUGUAACGCGAGGUCUUCGACAUCAACACAAUGCUGCUACUUGUAUUCCCAACAACAACAACAACACCAAUGCUGAAACGACUGUAUCCACGUCCUCCAACCCUCCCAUGUCCUUCCCAUGUAUUGACAAGUUGAACUCUCGUACAGCUGAGCUUGACAAUGGACCUGAGCCGAGCUAUGACAAGGUGGUCACUGGAUACGAGACGUUUGAAUACCCACAUCCCUUUUUGCUGGAUCAUGGUGGCAUCCUUCCAAAGUUUGACAUUGCUUAUGAGACUUGGGGUCAACUCAACGAACGACGCGACAACGCCAUCUUGAUCCAUACUGGAUUAUCCGCUUCUUCUCAUGCAAAAUCUCAUGCAAAAAAUACCAAGCCAGGCUGGUGGGAAGGUUUUAUUGGCCCUGGUUUAUAUAUUGAUACCAACAAGUUCUUUGUCAUUUGUACCAACGUCAUUGGUGGUUGCUAUGGUUCAACAGGCCCAAGCUCGAUUGACCCGGCAGAUGGCGAACGUUACGCUACUCGAUUCCCCAUCUUGACCAUUUUCGAUAUGGUGCGAGCCCAAUUCUUGCUGCUGGAUCAUUUAGGAAUUGACAAACUUCAUGCAAGUGUGGGAAGUAGUAUGGGUGGUAUGCAGUCAAUUGCAGCUGCAUCUUUAUUCCCUGAUCGUGUCAAACGUUUAAUCAGCGUGUCGGCUUGUGCACGUUCACAUCCAUAUUCGGUUGCAUUGCGACAUACUCAACGCCAAGUGUUGAUGGCGGAUCCUAAUUGGAACAAGGGCUUUUACUAUAACAAUGUGCCACCUCAUAUUGGAAUGAAGUUGGCACGUGAAAUUGCUACGAUCAGCUACCGAUCUGGGCCUGAAUGGGAGCUACGAUUUGGUCGAAAGCGCGCACAACCUGACACCACACCUGCCUUGUGUCCUGACUUUUUGAUUGAAACGUAUCUUGAUCACCAAGGCGAACGCUUUUGUUUGCAAUACGACGCCAAUUCGCUUCUUUACAUUUCCAAAGCCAUGGACAUUUUCGACAUGUCAAAGAGCGCCACGGAUGCCCUGAGAGAGUCUCGACGACGAAACGCACAUAGACUUGACAAGGUCGUCAAUGAAAACCGAACGAUUGCUUCCGUGAUUGGUAAUCAGUCAGCUCUUGAGAUGCAUGAUACUGGUAGCAAUGAGCCUUCAAGCGAGACGAAUGAAAAACAUCGACCCUAUUUGACAACCUUGGCACAAACGGAUCCCGCUGUUCAAGAUUUGAUCGAUGGCAUGAAACCUAUCAAGAUGCCCACGCUCAUUCUCGGUGCACAAAGCGACAUUCUUUUCCCUGUAUGGCAGCAAAAGGAGAUUGCUGAAUGCUUGAGGGCUUCGGGCAACAAACAUGUCACAUACUAUGAGUUGGAUGCAAUGUUUGGUCAUGAUACCUUUUUGAUCGAUAAGGUCAGCGUCGGUGGUGCUAUCAAGGGUCAUUUAGAAUUGUUAGAAUAA
This is a messenger RNA of Lichtheimia ornata, 1557 nucleotides long. Its product is annotated as homoserine O-acetyltransferase. The record is from RefSeq and is a predicted model, not a curated record. Bases 1 to 1557 code for a protein of 518 amino acids. The transcript has 5 exons. Gene Ontology annotation, biological process: L-homoserine metabolic process. Gene Ontology annotation, molecular function: L-serine O-acetyltransferase activity; homoserine O-acetyltransferase activity. Lineage: Eukaryota; Fungi; Mucoromycota; Mucoromycetes; Mucorales; Lichtheimiaceae.